AUGUCAACCAGCGAACGCGAGCGGCUCGCCAACAUCGCACACAACAAAGCCAUCCUCGCCCAGCUCAAGCUCGACACCGCCGGGGAAGGGUUCUUCGGGCCCAAGCCCGCCCCUCCCAUAAAGGAAAAGAAGGCAAAGCCUGUCCAAACUUUGAGGAAACGGAGGUCUUCUCCCGUCUUGCCGGAACGGGUGAUGCCCACCCGGAGCUCGACGCGGCUUAAGAGGGCGGCGUUUGAGGACCCGAACGAGAGCCCCGAUGCUAAGAAACGGCGAUUGGAGAGUGAGGCCGAAGCGCGUCGUUUGCAGGAAGAGGAAGCGAUGGCCGAGAUCGAGCGGCAGAUUGCUGCUUCUCGCCCGAGACAUCAGGAUCUUGAUCUUUCCACGAUGGGGAUCAAAGAGGAGGAGGAGAGCCUCGCUUCGCUCAGUUCAACUUUCCGGGCUGUGGACGUCGACGGUGCGAAACGGUCGUAUCUAGGCGACGUGGGCGUGGAUGAGGACGUCAAGGGUGAUCCGGGGAUGGAGGAUCUCAAGGAGAGGUUCGCUAAGCUUGUCGUGAAGAGCAGGGCUAAGGUCACGGAGGAUCGGAUAUACUCUGCCGUGUAUCAUCCUGAGCGGACGAAAGAUCUUAUCUUCUUUGGGGACAAGCACGGCCAGCUGGGUAUUUGGGACGCACAGGCUCCACCAGACGAGCCGGCGGAUGAGGAGGACGAGGAAGCGAAGGAGACUGCCGAGGGUGGGAAGUACUGGCGCUUGCAGCCGCACUGGCCCGCAACGAGCAAGAGCAGCAUCUCGUGCGUCAAGAUCGACCCGCUUAACGCCCAGUGCAUGUAUACAACCGCGUAUGACUGCACCCUCCGGCAUACGUCUUUCGAGAGCAGCGUGUCGCGCGAGAUCUUCUCCCUUGAGAAGACGCUUCUCUCUACUGUGGAUAUCACCCCCAGCGGACAGGAGCUGUGGAUCUCGGACGUACAGGGCGGGCUGACGCAUUUGGAUAUCCGGGAACCGAGGUACAGUGCUGUAAGGUGGUCGAUAAACGAAGCGCAGAAGAUCGGCUGCGUGAGCGUCAACCCUACGAGCCCGCAUCUGCUCCUAACAGCCUCGAACGAUCGGACGAUCAAGAUCUGGGACUCGCGCAAGCUACCCCACCUUCUUCAGCCAGACAAGAAACCCAAGCUUCCCCCCACACCACCCCACUACGACGACCUCGCCCCUCUGUACUCUGCCGAGCAGGGCAAGAAAGGGUAUGGACUGCUCAAGGCACAGUUUGAGCAUCGCGCGAGUGCGAGUAGCGCUUACUGGGAUCCGAGUGGGAGGAAGAUCGUCAGUACGAGCUAUGAUGAUCAUCUUCGUGUUUGGGAUCUGAAGGGAGAGUCGCUCGCCCGAGAAGCACCUUUCCAGGUAUUCAAGCCCCGCCGGCAGAUAUCUCAUAACUGCCAGACCGGGCGGUGGCUCACCAUCCUCCGGGCGCAGUGGAGUCCGAACCCGGACGUACAUCCCCAUUUUACGGUGGGGAAUAUGGAGCAUUCGCUCGAUGUGUUCUCCCAUACUGGAGAGGUAGUUGCGCAGCUGUAUGACAGUACCAAGAUCACAGCGGUGCAAGCGGUCACUUGUUCCCACCCGUCGAUCGUAGAGCGAGCAGUGAGCGGGAACGCCAGUGGAAGGUGUAUCCUCUGGGCCCCGGGGGAGGAGUAA
This is a messenger RNA of Dacryopinax primogenitus, 1692 nucleotides long. Its product is annotated as WD40 repeat-like protein. Gene Ontology annotation, molecular function: protein binding; DNA binding. Gene Ontology annotation, biological process: regulation of DNA damage checkpoint. The transcript has 8 exons. Gene Ontology annotation, cellular component: nucleus. Bases 1 to 1692 code for a protein of 563 amino acids. The record is from RefSeq and is a predicted model, not a curated record. NCBI's taxonomy places the organism in Eukaryota, Fungi, Basidiomycota, Dacrymycetes, Dacrymycetales, Dacrymycetaceae.